AUGGACACUUGUAUCCUUGCAAAUGAGCCUUUAAUAAAGCAGGGCAGUAAAGGGACCUCAAGUGCAUUGGGUCUGAACUUGAUAAGGAUCAAUUGCAAGAAUGAAGCUGUGUAUCAGUAUCAUGUCUCAUUUACUCCUAAUGUGGAGUGUCGUAAUAUGCGAUUCGGGAUGAUGAAAGAUCACCGGACAGUGACAGGCGAAGCAACUGCAUUUGAUGGCUCAAUUCUCUAUUUGCCAGUCAAGUUAAAACCGAAUCUGGAGCUAGAGAGUGUGAGGCGAACAGAUGGGGAAAAGAUCAAAAUCACAGUCCAGAUAACCAAAGUCCUAGAUCCUUCUUCAGACUUAUGUAUCCCUUUCUACAAUGUUUUAAUAAGGAGAAUGAUGAGAAUUCUUGAUAUGAAACUUGUUGGUAGAAAUUUCUAUGAUCCCUCUAGUGCCACAGUUCUCCAUCAGUACAGACUGCAGGUUUGGCCGGGAUAUGUAGCAAGCAUUCGAAGGACAGACGGUGGUUUAUUUCUUUUAGCAGACAUAUCUCACAAGAUUAUUCGUAAUGAUUCAGUGUUGGACGUUAUCAAGAACUAUGGUAUCACUGUUAAGGAUCCUGAACAACCACUACUGCUUCACAGAUUAAAAGAGAAGAUACAUUUAAAGGGAAAGACACCCAUUAUAGUCCUGCUUGUACCUGAACUGACUUUUAUGACUGGAAUUCCUGAAAAAAUGAAGAAAGACUUCCGAGCUAUGAAGGACAUCUCACAGCAAAUCCACCUGAGCCCAAAACAGCAUCAUAUUUCUCUUUGCAAAAUGCUAAAGAGAAUAAAGAGCAAUGAGAGAGCCCAUAAGGAACUGCAGCAAUGGGGACUAGAUUUGGAAUCUGAUGUGUGCAUGACAAAAGGCAGAGUUCUACCUCUGGAGAAGAUCUACAUGCAGACCAACUCAUUCCAACCAGGGGAGGACCUUAAUUGGAAUAGGGAAGUAAUGCACGAUGCAUCCAUCUCUUCAGUUCCUCUCCUUUAUUGGGCAAUUUUGUACACAAAACGUGCAAGUAGUCAGGCCCGUGAGCUAACUGGGAUGCUCGAGAGGGUUGCAGGACCUAUUGGCAUGAGAGUGAAUAAACCUAACUGUUUGGAACUUACGAAUGAUCGUGUAGACACCUAUGCAAGGAGCAUCAAGACACUUUUGGACAGCCAGGCAAAGGUACAGUUAUUGGUGUGCAUUAUAUCUGGGACCCGAGAUGAUCUGUAUGGGGCUAUUAAGAAAAUUUGCUGCGUAGAGAAACCAGUCCCAACACAGGUGGUGAACACAAGAACCAUUAGUCAACCCCAAAAGCUGAGGAGUAUUGCUCAAAAAAUCUUAAUGCAGAUUAAUUGCAAAUUAGGAGGAGAACUGUGGGGAGUAGAUAUCCCACUGAAAAACCUAAUGGUGAUUGGAACAGAUGUUUACCACGAUAACAGUCGAGGGCGUCGUUCAGUCCUAGGCUUUGUAGCCAGCAUGAACAAUUCCCUGACUAAGUGGUACUCCCGUGUGGUCUUUCAGCUUCCCAAUCAGGAGAUAAUGGAUAGUCUGAGGAUCUGUCUUGGAGAUGCUUUGAAGAAAUUUUAUGAAGUUAAUCAUCAGCUACCAGAUAAAAUAGUGGUGUACAGGGAUGGUGUGUCUGAUGGGCAACUGGACACUGUGGAAAAAUAUGAAAUCCCACAGCUUCAGGCAUGUUUCCAAACAUUUGAGAACUACUUGCCACGCUUGGCUGUUAUUGUAGUUCAGAAAAGGGUAAUCACCAACAUAUAUGCAACUGCAACAGGUCAGUUCCUCACUCCUACACCAGGCACCAUCUUGGACCACACAGUCACCAGACCAGGCAGGGUGGAUUUUUACCUUCUUGCUCACCAUGUAAGGCAAGGCUGUGGGAUUCCCACGCACUAUAUAUGUGUUCUGAACACAACUAACCUGAGUCCCGACCAUAUACAAAGGUUGACUUUCAAGCUUUGCCACAUGUAUUGGAACUGGCCAGGUACCAUCAGAGUUCCAGCCCCUUGUAAAUAUGCCCACAAGCUUGCGUUUCUUUCAGGCCAGUUCCUUCACCAUGAACCUGCCAUCGAGCUGUGUGACAAACUCUUCUUUCUUUGAGGAGGAAGUCUGGGAGAGAAUCCUAAACUGUUAUUUCCUAAUCUAGUCUUAUGGAAAAAAAAUCAAAAAAUUUAGUUUUUAUUCUAUUUUCUGGAGAGAAAAAAAAUUAUGCUUAUUUCUUUGCUACCCAAGAUACCCAAUUUAAUGCUACUCUGUUUAUUUUUAUGUUUAAAGUAUUUGAUCUGUUUUGUUUGUUAUAAAUACAAAAGAUAGAAGAUUACAUCUUGUUUAUUUUGUGUUAAGUCAAAAACUUGUAUCACCUCACCAAAAAUAAGAAAACAUAAGUGCUCAUAAUAAACGGUUGUUUCUUAAUAACAAAAA
This is a messenger RNA of Bombina bombina (fire-bellied toad), 2442 nucleotides long. It is a transcript of the gene PIWIL2, whose product is annotated as piwi like RNA-mediated gene silencing 2. Bases 1 to 2121 code for a protein of 706 amino acids. Gene Ontology annotation, biological process: regulatory ncRNA-mediated gene silencing. Gene Ontology annotation, molecular function: piRNA binding; protein binding. The record is from RefSeq and is a predicted model, not a curated record. Lineage: Eukaryota; Metazoa; Chordata; Amphibia; Anura; Bombinatoridae. The transcript has 18 exons. Gene Ontology annotation, cellular component: P granule.